AUGCGCCGCGCCUCCACCUACACGCGAAUUAACUGGCUGGAGAAGAAUUGUGGCAACGUUCCGAUCACUCCACAUACACUUAACGGGAAGAUUAGUGAGAUGGUUCGAGGCGGCCAAGCCAUUCAACUCGCAAAUGCCAAAAUGCUCGACGCCAAGGUGGCAAACUUUCGCGUAUUAAACAUGUAUUCUGCAGAACAUUCUAAUCAGCUCAAGGACCUCCGCGAUACUGAGAAGAAGGCGUUGCAUCGCAUUGAUGAGGCUGCUCAGUCGAAGGAUUUAAGAUUUCGUCCAAGUCUAGUGAUUCCAGCAAUAAAACUAUGCAGUUAUGCUAUCGGCUGCGCAUUGCGUCCAUUGGGGGACUCAGUCAGUGUGUCAUAUAUUAUGGGCGUUAAGAUGGCGGUGAGCGAGUAUUACAACGACCAGAUUCGAGAGAUUCACUCCAGCUGUCCGGAUAUGGUCGAACUCAAGGAGUUGUUUAAGCAGGCGCGUGAUGAGGAGCAAAGCUUUGUAGACGCUCACACUCUGGAUCCCAACAAACACAAUCAAGAUCCGGUGGCGAUGUUUGCCAAGACAACUCUUAAGUUGCUGACUCAAGUGGCUACAGCUUUGUAG
Plasmopara halstedii is the source of this 612-nucleotide messenger RNA. Its product is annotated as ubiquinone biosynthesis protein coq7 homolog. The transcript is spliced from 5 exons. The record is from RefSeq and is a predicted model, not a curated record. NCBI's taxonomy places the organism in Eukaryota, Oomycota, Peronosporomycetes, Peronosporales, Peronosporaceae. The coding region runs from base 1 to 612 and encodes 203 amino acids.